This is a messenger RNA of Cryptomeria japonica (Japanese cedar), 2533 nucleotides long. Its product is annotated as ATP-dependent RNA helicase DBP2. The transcript has 14 exons. Bases 171 to 1901 code for a protein of 576 amino acids. NCBI's taxonomy places the organism in Eukaryota, Viridiplantae, Streptophyta, Pinopsida, Cupressales, Cupressaceae. The record is from RefSeq and is a predicted model, not a curated record. Gene Ontology annotation, molecular function: ATP binding; RNA helicase activity; nucleic acid binding.
CGCAUGAUUGUUCUCUACUCAUUAUCACCGCUCAUCUACCUAUCUACCUAUACCAUCAAACUCACAUUCACUAGGUACCGGUGUUUCAUUCUUUGUGCAUGCAUUACCUUUCGGUUCAAGGGUUUUGUUUUGUCUGUAGCUAUUCUUGCUAAGGAUUUACAGUGGUCGUCAUGCCUUACGUUCCACCUCACCAAAGAAGCGGAGCAGCUUCACCUUCUCUUUCCAAUGCCAAUGCCAAUGGUAGCUUGCCCAAAACUCUCGACGGACAUUAUUAUGCUUCUGGGAAAAGCUUUGGCCAGAGUAAAGACUACCAUGGUAAUUCCAACAGACGGGGAGGAAGUUCGGGUUCAAAUCUCCGCGAAGUCGGCAAUGGCAAUGGCAGUGGCUAUUCUCAUAGGCCGCACACGGAUGUUCGAGGCUCUUCCAUUCCCGAUGCUGUCUUCCCCCAUUGGCAGCCUUCCGACCGCAUUCGCCGUUUCGAGAAUGGUCAGAUUGAAGAGGUCAGAGCGCGAUUAAAUGUUGAUGUGGCUUCAGGCACACCUCCUGCCCCUGCACCUGUAGAGUCAUUUGAAGAUAUGUGUUUACAUCCAAGCAUCAUGAAAGAUAUUGUUUUUCAUGAGUACACUAGGCCAACUCCUAUUCAGGCUCAAGCCAUGCCAGUUGGUCUCAGUGGAAGAGAUCUACUUGGAUGUGCAGAGACAGGGAGUGGGAAAACGGCAGCUUUUGCUAUUCCCAUGAUUCAGCACUGCCUGGCACAACAACCUAUUCGGCAUGGGGACGGACCACUAGCUUUAGUUCUGGCACCUACAAGAGAGCUUGCCCAACAAAUUGAGAAAGAGGUAAAGGCUUUCAGUAGAUCAUUGGAGUCAUUCAGGACUGCUGUUGUUGUUGGGGGAACAAAUAUCGCUGAGCAGAGGUCUGAGCUGAGAGCAGGAGUUCAAAUUGUGGUUGCCACCCCUGGAAGAUUUAUUGAUCAUCUGCAACAGGGCAACAGUUCUCUUUCUAGGAUUUCUUUUGUUGUACUGGACGAGGCUGAUAGAAUGUUAGACAUGGGGUUUGAGCCCCAAAUUAGAGAGGUCAUGCGGAACCUUCCUAAAUGUCAUCAGACUCUAUUAUUUAGUGCCACAAUGCCUGAAGAGAUUGAAGGACUUGCUCAGGAAUACUUGAAUAAUCCAGUACAAGUAAAGGUGGGAAAGGUAAGCAGUCCCACAGCAAAUGUUUGCCAGACCUUAGAGAAGGUUACUGACGGAGAAAAGAUUGACCGUCUAUUAGCUUUACUUGUGGAGGAGUCAUCCCAAGCAGAAAAGUCUGGACAACCUCAACCGUUGACCAUUGUUUUUGUUGAACGGAAGACUAGGUGUGAUGAAGUUACAGAUGCCUUAGUAGCACAAGACCUACAUGCGGUUUCUUUGCAUGGUGGUCGUAGCCAAGGGGAUAGAGAAGCUGCUCUGCGUGAAUUUCGCAAUGGCACUACAAAUAUUCUAGUUGCUACAGAUGUGGCCUCACGAGGCCUGGAUGUGACUGGUGUUGCACACGUAGUUAAUCUGGAUCUUCCAAAGGCUAUGGAGGAUUAUGUACAUCGCAUUGGUAGAACAGGCCGUGCUGGGACUACAGGACGGGCAACUUCUUUAUACACAGAUCGUGAUAUGUUUCUGGUUGCUCAGAUUCGAAAAGCAAUAUCAGAUGCAGAAGCAGGGAACUCCAUGGCAUUUGCCACUGGAAAGGCUGCAAGGAGAAAGGAAAGAGAACAGGCAGCAGCAUUCCGCGAUGGAAGAGUUGGUCCUGCAGGUAUGGGUUUAGUUGGAGCAACCACCAUUCGUGUGGAAGACAAAUACAAGUACAUGUUGGCACAAGCAAAUCUUAAGCAAGAAGGUGCUGCAGAUAAUGCCUGGGAUGACUAAUUGUGUCAUCUUAUAUUGUUUGCAUUACCCUGAAGCAUGGAGAAUUUGAAGGUUCAAAUCCAUCCUGCCUAGUUAACUCCUAUUUAGGAGCUUUACAAAGUUAUUUUGAGCGCUUCCUGUCAGUUCUCAGUUUGGGGUGCCCUGGGUUGCCCUUGUUCUUGCUCCAAUUUCGAGUGCUAAAUUGGUCUUACAGUAUUUGGAUGGUAAUGUGCUGAAAUAGCAUUGUAAAAUUUGUUUAGGUUACAAUAUUUCUUAUAUGUCAUUCAAUAACCAGGGAAGCUUUCUGCAAUUAAGCAUUUCAAGUACUGAUCAUGAAAUUUCUUUCAGCCCUUAACUAAUGUUUAUAGCUAUUUUCUAGACUUAAAGCUCUGGCUGAUAGAGAGUUCUAUACCCUUGAUACAAUAAUUGUUUACCAUUGUUAAGUCAUGGUCCGUUAGUUUACUAAUCUAGGCCUGGUGCUGGUUGCAGUUUUAUGGUGUAGGUGGCCUAAUUUGGGAUUAGGUUGAACGUGUUAGUAACUUGAUUAUUGUAUCAUACACAUGGCUCUCACCUUACCUUAACUGGUUAUGGUUGGAAAUUUAUUAUUUUCAGCUUUUUGACUAAGUUAUAUAGUGAAAAAUGAGAUUUUGGAA